CCCUGCCGGUCACGUGUCCAAGUGCCAGACAUGCCACCCUGUGCCACCCUCCCCACUGUCAACAACGCCAGGCCGUCAGUUGUCAAUGGCAAUGACACGGUCACGGUGACCUUUGAGUGCUUGACCGGUUUUUACAUGUCCGGUGACCCAGUGGUCGUCUGCCUGCCGUCUGUUGGCGUCUGGUCACCACGGCCUGAAUGCAACGUCAUCAACCAGGACACGAACGUGACGACAACAAUCAAUAACAAGAACGAAGAGUGGCUCUACUACUGCUUGAUUGGGCUCCUGGCUCUCAUUGCCGUGGCCCUGCUGGCUGCUACCUUGGCCUACUGUUGCUGCCGGCCAACCCACGUGACUACCGUAUACCCCUACACCAUCACUCGGGUCCCGGCAUCUUGGUGGCGUCGCUGUUGCUGUGGCAGUGUGGACGGGAGUCACGUGGUCACGCAUCACGACUCGUCUAAUUACCCGCAGCAACCCCGGGGGAGGGGCAGCGUCUUGUGGGUGACUGGAGCAAACGGUGGCCCCGCCCCUAUGACGUCAGUCGAGACACCCACACAGCGCGUGGCCCACGUGACCAAGCACGUGCAGCCAGCGAAAGACCCCAACAAACACACCAAGAUCUGGAUGCCACACACCCACAUCGUCAGGAACACCAGCACCAAGUGACGUCAGUCUAGCCGGAGUUGACGUCAGUCUAGGUAGAGUUGACGUCAGGCAAGCCGGAGAGGGAUUGACGUCUGACUAGACGACACAAGUUGACGUCUGUAUAGACUGACACGGAUUGACUUUUUUAAAAACGGACCCAAAAAGACGUCUGUCUAGAUGAAGACGUCACUAAAUGUCUUUUGGUUAAUAAUCGAGGUAACCUUAUUUGAACACAUAGUCAAGUCUAGAUAUAAAAAAAAUUACAUUUUCUGAUUGUGGGGUUCAACUACCAACCAAAAUCACCAGUCUAUAACCAAUCCACAAAUCUUACCAUAUUAAUAAUUUGUAUU
This is a messenger RNA of Physella acuta, 998 nucleotides long. RefSeq lists its product as uncharacterized. The record is from RefSeq and is a predicted model, not a curated record. NCBI's taxonomy places the organism in Eukaryota, Metazoa, Mollusca, Gastropoda, Physidae.